Molecule: messenger RNA, 198 nt
Organism: Haemonchus placei
Lineage: Eukaryota; Metazoa; Nematoda; Chromadorea; Rhabditida; Trichostrongylidae
Source: the annotation of a GenBank genome assembly
UAGAAAUCCAUUAAUAUUGCUGGAUUCGAUUUUUCGGCCUUCAAUUUCUUUGACAGCGAGAACUUUGAUUCUUUGAUGGGAUGGAAAUGCCGCUGUCCAAGGUAUUGUACAAAGUCUACCAGCGUAUUCCGAUCUUUAGCUGACACUUCGAACAGUUUCACUGAAAACCCGUUUUUUUUUAAAUAUUUUCUACGAUGA